Molecule: messenger RNA, 1830 nt
Organism: Colletotrichum gloeosporioides
Lineage: Eukaryota; Fungi; Ascomycota; Sordariomycetes; Glomerellales; Glomerellaceae
Product: Protein-ADP-ribose hydrolase
Exons: 1
Coding region: 1-1830 (609 amino acids)
Source: RefSeq, a predicted model, not a curated record
AUGGCAAGCAUGCAGCAAGUAUUGGUACAUCUGCUCGACGAAGCAGAAGGAAGCUCAGAGUCGGGCCAUACACACAACAACUGCCAUCACCACCACCACAGCCACAUCAAAGAUCAAUUGGAGGAUCUGGAGCCUUCCAGCCACCUGCGGCUGCUUCAACAACUACUGUGCGUCCGCCAACCCGAACCACCCUUGCCGGAGACAAUUCUGAGCAAGAUAGACGCGCUUCUCCGGCAACAACAGUCCCACAGGCUCCUCACGCUUGCCGGUUCAAUUCAGCCGACACAAACAUUCAAACGAAACAACUCUCAAGAUGUCAGAAUCACACUCUGGCAAGGUGACAUCACGACGCUGUCCGGCAUCACCGCCAUCACCAAUGCCGCCAACGGUCUAGGUCUCGGAUGCUUCCAACCUUCUCACCGCUGCAUAGACAACGUGAUUCACGCGGCUGCAGGUCCCCGGCUGCGGGACGCGUGCUACCGAAUCAUGGAGUCAAGGAGCCGAGAAAUCGAGCCGGGCGAGGCGAUCGUUACUGAGGGCUACUGUUUGCCUGCAGAGCACGUCGUGCACGCGGUUGGACCGCAACUGCAACGCGGCUCGAAGCCGACCGAGACGCAGACUGCGCAGCUCGCCCAAUGCUAUCGCUCCGUGCUCGACGCCGUGGAAGCUUUGCCCGCGACGCCGGAUGGCAGGAAAAUCGUCGCCUUCUGCGGGAUCUCGACCGGCUUAUUUGCGUUCCCGGCGCGAGAUGCGGCAUCUGUCGCGGUGAGGGCCGUUGCAGAUUGGCUCGAGCACCACAAGAGUACGUCCAUCACCGAUAUCAUCUUCAACACCUUCACGGAUGCAGAUCAUGCCAUCUACAAGGAGAUCCUGGCCUCGCCUCCCCCGCAGACACCAGGGAUCGGGAUGUCGCCAACCCCGCCAAGGGUAAAUCACCCGCACCGGCAGUCGCCGUUGAUCCAGUGCGACUCGCUGGACCGCGCCAGGCAGUGGUUAACGACGGCAGAUGCUGUCAUCGUAAGCGCUGGUGCCGGGUUAUCUGCUUCCGAUGGUUUGGAUUAUACUUCAACGGCGUUGUUUGCCAAGCACUUUCCCGGUUUCCUCAAGUACGGGCUGCGAACUCUCUAUAGUGUCUUCGGCUUCACUGGCUGGCCGACCGAACAGGUACGAUGGGGCUACUAUUUCACGCAUCUUGGCAUGGUCAGCUCAUGGCCAGAAUCCCCGAUGUAUGGGACGCUGAUAUCCUGGUUGGACACGUUUGGCGAGAACGCGCAUGUCAGGACUUCGAACGCCGACGGUCUCUUCGUCGCAAAUGGUUUGUCGCCUGAAAAGCUGUCAACGCCGCAGGGCUCGUACUCCGUGUUCCAAUGCCUGGCGAAUUGCAGACCGGAGGCGACGGUGCUCUCUGGACCACUCGUCGCCGACGCGCAAUCGUCGCUGGAUCCGGUAUCUCAAAUCUUGACAGACCCGAGCAAGGUGCCCCUUUGCAAGUUCUGCGGCGGAAAGAUGAACAUCUGCGUGCGAGCCGGGCAUUGGUUCAACGAGAAGCCUUUCCAGCAGGGGGAGUCGAGAUGGAAGCAGUUUCGCAGGAACAUUGUGCAUCGUGAGGACAAGACGACAGUGAUCCUGGAGCUUGGCGUCGGGAUGUCCACGCCGGGCGUAUUGAGGUGGCCCAACGAGGAUCUGGUAAUGAGAAGCGGGGGGAAGGUGAAGCUGGUGAGGGUGGGCAUGGGACCUGAGACGGCCGUCCCGUGGGAUCUGGAAGAUGCCGGACUGGCGACGAGCAUCGAUGGCGACAUCACGACGGUGGUGAGCGAGCUGCUGAGUUGA